Vanessa tameamea is the source of this 2413-nucleotide messenger RNA. Its product is annotated as sensory neuron membrane protein 1-like. Lineage: Eukaryota; Metazoa; Arthropoda; Insecta; Lepidoptera; Nymphalidae. Gene Ontology annotation, molecular function: scavenger receptor activity. The record is from RefSeq and is a predicted model, not a curated record. The coding region runs from base 119 to 1783 and encodes 554 amino acids. Gene Ontology annotation, cellular component: membrane; cytoplasm. The transcript has 12 exons.
UUAGUGCUGCGUGCGAGCGCAUAAUGUGUGGUGCCUUACGUGGGAAGUGUCGAUGAAUUCAAGUGAUCGGUUCUAUAGUGUUGUGACAGAGAAAACGUGAAAUAUUCCAAUUUGAAAAAUGGUGGUGGGCGCGAAGAAAGCUAUCCAGCACGUGCCGAGCAAAGGAAAGAUAUCUAUUAGGAAGUUACAGAGUUUUACUGUUAAGAAACGACAAUCUGUUAUCCGAGUGGUAUAUGGAUCUCUACUGGUUAUAUUCUCCGUGGUAUUGGCGGCAAUUAAUCCCAUUGAAGUGUUUACGAAUUGGUAUCUGGACAUACAAGAAGGAAAAUUUAUAUACAGGAUGUGGCAGAAUCCGACAUAUGAAGUUUUUUCUGACGUCUACAUCUUCAACUAUACGAACACCGAGGAAUAUCUCAACGGCGAUGCCACGCAGUUUGAGAUCGAUGAGAUUGGACCUUUUAAAUUUCAGGAGUUGAGAACAAAUGAAAAUAUGACGGUAAAUAAGGAACUCGGCGUGAUGACGAUGAAUCCGAAGAUCGUGCUGAAGUUCCUCCCGGAGCGGUCGGUGGCGCAUUACAAGGACGUGAAGAUCAUGGUGCCGAAUAUUGCGCUUAUUGCAAUCAGUACGCUUUUGGCAGAUCACAUGGGCUACUUCGCGAAUGUCGGAGCAUAUUACUCCAUAUCUGCACUUGGAUCCAAGUUGUUCAUGAAUAUGACAGCGGAAGGAUUGCUUUGGGGCUACGACGACCCUAUCGUGACGAUUGCAAGCCGGCUUCUUCCUGGCUGGAUCGACUUUGGAAAGAUUGGCAUCAUGGACAGAUUUUACGCCCAAAGAAAGGAAGAAGUUGAAGUGGAGCUGAGAAACAAAUCCCAAAGAUAUUCCAUAAAAUCUUGGAAUAAGCUGCCCGGACUUCCUGAACAAGGAUAUACUGAUUGGAAUACGAGCAUACUCUGCAACCGUGUGAAAGGAACCUACGAAGGCCUAAUGUUACCUCCGAACAUUGACAAGAGUUUGGAUCUCCCAGUGUUCAGGAAGCAAGCUUGUCGCGUCUACCCGUUCAUCUUCCAAGAGGAGAGGAAAAGUCAGUACGGAUUUAAUUUGUACCGGUACAUAAUGGACGAAGCUGCGUUCAAUAAUACUUCGCCUUACGCCUGUACGUGCAACAGCAAUUGUCUACCCGACGGCUUCGUCGACAUAAGUAGCUGUUAUUAUGGUUUUCCGAUAGCUCUAUCGAAACCGCAUUACAUGGAUACUGAUCUGGAACAACAGUCUUUCUUCAAAGGGUUCAAGCAAGACCGGCAGAAGCAUAUGUCCGUGGUUGAAAUAGAACCGAUAUUGGGAGUCCCAUUAGCCGUGACGACGAACAUUCAAGUCAACAUAGCGGUCCGGACGUCCUCUGGGAAUCCCAUCACGAAGCCUCUCAAAGACAAGGUCAUGCCGAUACUUUGGCUGUCACUGUAUUGCAAGGAGCCACCCCCAGAAGUGAUCUACCUGCUUAAUCUCCGAUUAGUUAUCGCUCCACCUCUGGUCAUCACACUUGAAGUCAUACUCUUCAUCGUCGGCUUGCUACUCGGAGUCCAGGGCGGUCAACGUCUUUGGAAACCUAAGUAUAAACUCGUCAAUACAAAAGAAAACAUUAAACGCAGGAAAUCCAGUGUCAUUUUAAAUAUGUCGGAUAAUAACGGCUUUAUCGAUGAUCAGGAGUUGGCGAAAGAAGCGGUUUCCUUACUUGCUAUCACAGAGGAGGACGGUCGUAUACCAGAUUUACUGUUAAAUGAAUAAAAUACCUAAUAUUAUACUAUUACAAAUGUAGGAUUAACAGAAUGUAUUUAUUACAAAAACCUCAAUUAUACGAGUUAAAAUGUAUCUAUAUUCUAAUUAAAAUAAGUAGAUUAUAUCAAUGUUCUUGUGAUGUGUUACUAAAAGUUACUAAUUACUACGAGCCGUUAGUGGUAUUAGUUAUAUAUAUAUAUACAGAAUUUAUUGUUAAAAUUUGACUUACGGGAAGUUUUUAAUGUGUAAUUACCAUUUUUAGACUAACCAAGGAACUACUUAAUUUAAUUAAUAUUAUGACGGGUCUCAAUAAUAAUAAUAAUUAGUUAUUUAAAUUACAUACGGACAUAGAGACGGUUGAUUGUAAUUUUUUUUUGUAGCCACCCCAUCACACAAUCUUAAAAACGAGUAUUUCUGUACUAUCAAGACGCGGUAAACGCUGUCUGUGUUUUUAAUAUUCCAACUGUCAUGGCGAUCGGUUGAACUAUAAAGUUGACGUGCAACGCCAUCUAUGUGUGUUUUUGCUCGCACACCUGCACAGAUUAAUAUGACCUGUGUAGUUGGAUUGUUCCCCUUGAGAUUUGCUGUCGUGGCCGAUCUUUAAGGAUGGCAGAAUGUAUCAACUUGCAUUUCAUAUAA